Babesia ovata is the source of this 1008-nucleotide messenger RNA. RefSeq names its product PCI domain-containing protein. Gene Ontology annotation, biological process: post-transcriptional tethering of RNA polymerase II gene DNA at nuclear periphery; transcription elongation by RNA polymerase II; poly(A)+ mRNA export from nucleus. NCBI's taxonomy places the organism in Eukaryota, Apicomplexa, Aconoidasida, Piroplasmida, Babesiidae. Gene Ontology annotation, cellular component: transcription export complex 2. The transcript is spliced from 6 exons. The coding region runs from base 1 to 1008 and encodes 335 amino acids. The record is from RefSeq and is a predicted model, not a curated record. Gene Ontology annotation, molecular function: RNA binding; double-stranded DNA binding.
AUGCCGGCAACACUUCACUCCCACGUCCAAUCAUGGGCGACAGAUUUUGUCAGAGCCGUGGAAAACUGUGAUGGAAGGGCUCUAGCGGUGCUGAUACGAAGCAAAUGCGACAAGCUGCAGCUAAAUGGUGCCCGAGGAUUUGACGAGGCUGACCGAUCUUCGGAGGACAACGGCGAAUUCGACAAUGCUGAGGACAGCGACAAGGACAAGUACAUGAAGCAGGUCCUCAGCAACGUCCGCAGCAAGAUGGGUCGCGUUAGGGGUGACGACACGCGCCACCCAGCUUAUAUUAUCCUCCUCGGGCAGUCUAUCAAGGGGUGCAUCCAGCUGGGGAACAUGCAGAUGGCCGCGGGUUUUCUGAAGACCAUCGAAUCGCACGCCAUCAACUACUCGAGGGCACUUAGAGGUCCACUCAUCAACUAUCGCUACUAUCUUGGCAAGCUUCACAUGCAAAAGGGGGAAUACGUCGAGGCCGAGGAGCAUCUAGUUUGGGCGUUCUCGAAUACACUACAGGACUCGAUCAAAAUGCGCAAGCACAUCCUCGAGUGCAUUAUCGUAGUCCGCGUCGGGCUCGGCAAGCUGCCGCCGCAGAAGCUACUGGAGAAGUAUGAGCUCACCCACUACAGCGACAUUGUGCGCGCCAUCAAAUUGGGUGAUGUCAAGCUCUUCACCGAUACUGUCCGCCAGUUCUCAGACGUCUUCACCGUGCAGGGGACAAUCCUAUGCGUGGAACAGCUCAAGUACAUAGCCUAUCGCACCCUCAUCAAGAACGCCAAGAGCUGGUGGAACACCAACGUACCCGAGGCGAAGCCCAACAUGCUCUCCGUCGAAUUGCUGACGGCAAUAGUGCGCUGGCAACUGUCGCACAUGACCGAUCAGGAGAUGCUCUGCAUCUGUGUGAACCUCAUCCGGCGCGGUCUGGUUAAGGGUUACGUUUCCUGGGAACGGCUCAUGAUCGUCUUCAGCAACGUGCAGCCCUUCCCACCCAUCCACUCCAGCGCACUGUGA